CAACCACCUCCCACCCUGCCUCACCAUGGGCCUGCUGUAUUAUAUCAGUUACAUCGCUGUUCUCGCAGCGUUUGGCUUCGUGACCCUUUCGCUGGCGAGCGGGCUACUAUAUGUCUCAGAGUUGAUCGAGGAGCACUCGAGGACAGCCAAGACCAUAGGGCAACGAGGAAUCUAUGCGAUAAUUCUCCUCCACAUCCUCCUCUACUUGACCGACUCCCUCCCCUUCUGGCGCACGAUAUUCUCCAUCGUCUGCCACAUCGUCUACCUCCAAAACUUCUCCGCCGACUGGCCCCUCAUCUCCCUCGCCUCCCCCUCCUUCGUGCUCUCAUGCAUCCUCGUCAUCGCCGACCACUUCAUCUGGUUCUUCUACUUUGCGCAGAUGUCCGCUGCGGCGCGCCAUUCGCGCUACCGCAAGGACCCUCGUGCGCCUGAGUUCACGGAGGUCGCGACGUUCUUUGGGCUCUGCGUAUGGCUGGCACCGCUAUUCCUGUUCCUCAGCCUGAGCGCGAACGAUAACGCGCUACCUACGCGGUCUGCCGUUCAACCUGAUGCGCCGCCGCCAGCCGUAUCCCGCACGUCGCUCUUCAGGUCUAUGUUCGGUUUCGUCCGAGGCCGCGGGUCCCGCCGCGACGCUACCGGCAUCAUCGCCCCGCCCACCCCACGCACGCCUACGUCGCCAUUCACCGGUUACGGCUCGCCCAAUCUAUCCGGCCGGCGCUCGCCCAACCCUGACGUACUGCUAUCCCCGACAGUUGGCUACGGCUCACCGCAGCCCGACUCGUUCAAGCUCAGCACCCCGCCGCGCCGCUCAUUACAAAACAUGCGCGCGAACACGAUAGACGAGGGCUCGCCCGUCCUGCGGAGCGGGGCGAAGAGCAGGCCGUCUGUGCGGCGGAUGGCGAGCGCGAUGAAUAUGAAUGGGGAGGACUCGUAGAUUUGUGUGCCUUGGUUGGACGCUGGGGAUUGCAGCGCUUGUGGCGACUCUGGGUAGUCUCGUCAUUUAUACCUCUGUAGCAUGGGUGCGAUAUAGUACAUAGUAAUACAUCAUGUAGAAAUUCCAUAGCUUUGCACUCUUCAGAGAUCCGCACUCGUUUCGCAGGCUCCUUGAAUGGAGUAGCGGGGCGCAAGGUGAGGGUUCAGGCUGUCAUCGGCUUGGUGAAUGCUCGGACGGGAUUGCCUCGAAAGGUGCCGACGAAGUGCGCCUUGAACUUCAUGUCCUCUGGGCUGCUAUCGUGAAGCUCGAGAUCUACCCUGCGAAAUACGCUGGCGAAGAUGAGAUAUAACUCGCACCAGGCCAGGUUCAUCCCCACGCAAUU
Messenger RNA from Schizophyllum commune H4-8, 1316 nucleotides. RefSeq names its product DUF396-domain-containing protein. The record is from RefSeq and is a predicted model, not a curated record. Gene Ontology annotation, biological process: endoplasmic reticulum to Golgi vesicle-mediated transport. Bases 26 to 934 code for a protein of 302 amino acids. NCBI's taxonomy places the organism in Eukaryota, Fungi, Basidiomycota, Agaricomycetes, Agaricales, Schizophyllaceae. The transcript has 8 exons. Gene Ontology annotation, cellular component: endoplasmic reticulum membrane; COPII-coated ER to Golgi transport vesicle; Golgi membrane. Gene Ontology annotation, molecular function: COPII receptor activity.